AUGAUGAACCCUUUUGAAAUAUUAAACUUAUCGAUGGCAAAUUCUAGAAUUAAGAACGUCGUGCAGUUAUAUUCUAAGCAUGCUAGAUAUUUCUAUAGAAUAGAAUUCAGUGAGCGACCAUCUAUUGAUUUCACAGGAACAGAGGACAUAUGGAGAUAUGAAAUAACUGCGGAUCGAAAUAGAACUGAAGUAGAAGACUACUAUCAAAAUUCGAUGAGAAUUAUGACGAUCUGUGUUUUUGGAAAAGAUAUUCUAGAAGAAGUGAAAUCAUGGUUCAAAUAUAUAAAAGAAAUUUUCAACAUUGAUGGAGGUCUCAUGGUUAUAAUCAAUCUGGACACAUUCCCAGGUCAAAACAAAGCGAUAACUGACUGGGUCAAUUCUCAAACAACGUGGACAAGACAUUGUGACAUUGAUGGUGAAAAAGUGAGAGAUGAUGAUGUGAAAUACGUUUUGAACACUUUGAACAUAAGAAUUACAUUGAAUAUUUUUGCGAAUGUUAGUGAUAACUUUCGAUUCGAAAUUCCUCAGUUUUUGAGUCAACUCUAUAUUGAAAACGGCGGAUGGAUAAAAUUGAACCAACUUUUGGAGAUCGACGCUUCUGAAAUUUUUAUCCGAAAUACUAAGCUGACACGUGACGAGCUGACUGUGUUUUUCAAGAAUUGGAUGUGCAUGAAAUCACAAAUUGGUCUAGAAUGUUUUACGGCUGGUAUAGAAAAGCGUGAUGAUGUCGAUACAAUUUUAGAUGUCCCUCAUGAAAAUUUCGGUACAGAGACGAUUCGGACUUUUGAACUAAAAACGCAAGAAAUAAAAUUACGAGGAGGAUCUGAGAUUAGAAGAUGCGAUGGAACAACUGCUGCAAUCUUUGUCACUACAGAACCUGAUCGUUUAGUUCUUGCAAUGAUUGUUGUCAAAAAAAUGUUCUAG
Molecule: messenger RNA, 924 nt
Organism: Caenorhabditis remanei
Lineage: Eukaryota; Metazoa; Nematoda; Chromadorea; Rhabditida; Rhabditidae
Exons: 3
Coding region: 1-924 (307 amino acids)
Biological process (GO): embryo development
Source: RefSeq, a predicted model, not a curated record